Messenger RNA from Paramecium octaurelia, 573 nucleotides. NCBI's taxonomy places the organism in Eukaryota, Ciliophora, Oligohymenophorea, Peniculida, Parameciidae. The record is from the annotation of a GenBank genome assembly.
AUGUAUAAUCAAAUAGGUUCUAAUGUAGUGCAAGCACCAUUUGGAGUCAUGAUUCCUGGAUAUUUAAGUUAGACUUAGUUUUUGUUAAAUGGAAACUAUUAUUUGAUGGACAUUCAGAAUGCUUAAUAAGUUCAUUCAAUUGCUCUAUUUUUACUCAACCCAAUACCUGAAGGAUAUGCAGUGUGUUUGUUUUACUCUAGGUAUCCAUUUGAUGGAAUCUCAUUCUUGGGUGCCAUUGCAAAUCAAAGACCAUCAGAUAUUUUCGCUACUUCCUUCAAUUAAAUUUUGACGGAUCAAGACUAAAUAAAAUUGGUUCUUAGUGUCGAACCUAUAAAUGAAUAAAUCACAGAACUAGUACAACUUACAAAUGAUGCUUAAAAUAAGCUAAAGUACGGUUUGACGAUAGCUUAAAACCUUUAUAAUUUCAUGACUGCCUAUAAUAAAGAAGUUGUAAUCAAUGGAUAAGAAGUAGAUGUUUUGAUUACUCCAGCCAAUGUCCUGCAAAUAUGGCUAUAAAAAUUAUAACAAAAAUAUAAAGAAAAUCCAAAUUUUAUUUACAAAACCACUAAGUGA